AUGCAGAAAAUCAAGACAGAAGCAUUAGUGGAGGUUAGAAAUAUGGAGUCUAUAUUAUCAAGAAGGACAAAUUCUGAAGAGAAAUCGGCUGAAGUUGAAAAUAUGGAUAUUUCAAGUUUGUGCAUCAACCAACGAUUAAAGUCUGUACCAUCAAGAAGCCAAGGAACAACAGAGAAAUCAGUUGGAGAUAGAAAUAUGAAUGCUUCAGAUUUUUUAACCAACCAGCAGUGCGAGUUAAAAGUAUCAAAAAGCCAAGACUCGGCGGCUAUGCCUGACAGAGAUAUCUGGAUUAAAAAGGAAACUGGCGCACAGGUAACAGAAGUGAAGACGUUGAAGAAGGGUCUUCUUCAGAAGCCAAACUUGUCUUACAUCGCUUUAAUCUCCAACGCCAUCCAGAGCAGUCGCCACAAGAGGAUGCUACUAUCCGACAUCUACGAGUGGAUCGUCAACAACUUCCCCACCUUCAAGAUGGCCAAUCGGAGCUGGCGUAACAGCGUGCGUCACAACCUGUCCCUAAACGAGUGCUUCAUAAAGUGCGGGAGAUGUGACAGCGGCAAGGGACACUACUGGGGGAUCCACGCCGCUAACCGCGACGAUUUCGCAAAGGGGGAUUACCGGCGCCGUCAUGCCAGGAGACUCGUCAAGAAGUGCGACGAACUGGCGCAGCUCUUCGAUACCGAUCCCACGAAUGACGUCUCGCAAAAACCUAGCAACCCCAUGACGUCACAAUACGGAUACGCGCUCAUGACGUGUACGACGGUUUCUAAUAGCUACCUCAUAAAAACUUUUGGAGCGGCGGUGCUGUCAACAAGCGGACAAUGGCAACGACAACAACAUUUUAAUGAGAUCUGUGAAAAACGUUCUUAG
Messenger RNA from Gigantopelta aegis, 867 nucleotides. Its product is annotated as forkhead box protein F2-like. Gene Ontology annotation, molecular function: DNA-binding transcription factor activity, RNA polymerase II-specific; RNA polymerase II cis-regulatory region sequence-specific DNA binding. The coding region runs from base 1 to 867 and encodes 288 amino acids. The record is from RefSeq and is a predicted model, not a curated record. Gene Ontology annotation, biological process: regulation of transcription by RNA polymerase II; cell differentiation; anatomical structure morphogenesis. The transcript has a single exon. NCBI's taxonomy places the organism in Eukaryota, Metazoa, Mollusca, Gastropoda, Neomphalida, Peltospiridae.